This is a messenger RNA of Diabrotica balteata, 1563 nucleotides long. The record is from the annotation of a GenBank genome assembly. NCBI's taxonomy places the organism in Eukaryota, Metazoa, Arthropoda, Insecta, Coleoptera, Chrysomelidae.
CUGAAUUACUCACAUGUUGAAGCAGACAGAGUUUGUUAUUAUUCGACAAUAUAAAAAAUAUAUUAGAAAAAGUGAUUAAUUUAAAUAUUUAUGUGUUUCAGUUAGUCAACAAACAACGUUAGUAUGAGAUUCACUUCUGCACGGAAAUUAAAAUCUCUUGCUACAGUUGCUUUAGGCGGAUAUAUCAGCUUUUCCGCUCUAACUUACUACAGAGAUAGAAAUGCAUUUUAUAAAGAUAUGGUUAUGCCUGUUGUUCAUUUGCUAGAUCCCGAAAAAGCGCACAACUUAGCUGUAUUCAUAAGUCAGUAUAGAUUGCUUCCUAAAUCCAAUUAUGAUGAUCCACCAUCUUUAAAUGUAGUUAUUUUUCAAAAAGAAUUCACUAAUCCUGUAGGUAUAGCAGCUGGAUUUGAUAAAGAUGCGAAAGCUGUGCUGGGACUUAAAGAUAUUGGAUUUGGAUUUGUUGAAAUAGGCUCAGUGACUCCCAAUCCUCAGCCGGGCAAUGAGAAACCACGGGUUUUUAGACUUCCAGAAGAUUCUGCAGUUAUCAACAGAUACGGUUUUAAUAGUGAAGGUCAUGAUACUGUUCUACAAAGGAUUCAACUUAUAAGAAGUAGCAAGGAAAAUGUGAUCAUAGGUGUAAACUUAGGUAAAAAUAAAACAUCAGAUGAUGCAGUAGGUGACUACGUAAAAGGAAUUGAAAAAUUUGGACCUUUUUGUGAUUAUUUGGUAAUAAAUAUUAGUAGUCCUAACACACCAGGACUUAGAAGCAUGCAAAAUAAAGACGUGUUAAAAGCACUUUUAAGCUCAACUAUAGCCGCUAGAAACAAUUUAAAAAUGGACAAUAGACCACCUUUGUUGCUAAAAUUAGCACCUGAUUUAAACACAGAAGAGAAAAAAGAUAUAGCUGAGGUGCUUAAACAAACAGGUUGUAGGGUAGAUGGACUUAUAAUUAGUAACACAACAAUAGAUAGACCGGAUUAUUUGCUAUCCACAAAUAAGAAAGAGACAGGUGGAUUGAGUGGAAAACCCUUAAAGGAAAAGUCUACCGAAAUGAUUAAAGAAAUGAAAAGAUUGACUAACUUGCCUAUUAUUGGUGUAGGAGGUAUUUGUACUGGUGCAGAUGCUUACGAAAAAAUUAAAGCUGGUGCAAAUUUGGUUCAAAUUUACACGUCUAUGGUAUACGAAGGGCCUGAGAUUGUAAAUCAAAUCAAAAAAGACUUAGAAAAGUUAGUUAAUGCAGAUGGGUUUAAUAACAUUACAGAGGCCGUUGGCAAAUCUGUUUAAUUCCUAGGUAGAUAAAUUGAGUCGCAUUUUUCAAUUAUUUUGAAGUUGCACAUGAUACUUUUGAUUUUUUGUGGAGCACUUUUCAGUUAUUUUGUGCAGAUAUUCAUAGAAGUCAUAAAACACGUGAAAAUAUGUCUUUUUACAUAAAUAACUUAAUAACCUUUACAUUUAAGUGUAUAAUUUAAAAACGAUUUAAAAUGGGCUGUGCUUUAUAAAUGUAUUUACUGAUGGAAAUGUUUUGUUUGUUGAGUCUUGUUUUAAUUUUUUGAAAAAUGUCAA